Mesorhabditis spiculigera is the source of this 561-nucleotide messenger RNA. The record is from the annotation of a GenBank genome assembly. Lineage: Eukaryota; Metazoa; Nematoda; Chromadorea; Rhabditida; Rhabditidae.
AUGAACAACAAGCUCCAAAUGACGUCGAUCCACUCCGCGAAGGAACAGGCCAAAUUUUUGCAAAAAGUCAGACAACUAGCCAACUGUGAUUAUGCCCAGCUAGGUAUGGCGAAUGUGCGGACGGGCUCGAAAUACCGUAGCGUUUGGAGGGACAGCUCACCCGUCGAUUACACACAUUGGCAGUACAACGAGCCUUCCUUUCGUAUCCCUCCUGAAUACACUAACAACGUGGUAGUUCCCGAAAAUUGCACGGUGGCCUGCACGCUGACCUGUACCCAAAAUAAGCUCCAACUAACGACGAUUCAUUCCGCGAAAGAGCAAGCCAAGCUUUCACAAAAAAUCGCUCAACUCGCCAAAUGCGCAAGUGUGAUGAUUGGUAUGGCCAAUGUAAUUGCAGGGACAAGAUAUCGAAACAUAUGGAGGGACGGCUCAGCGGUUGAUUAUACAUAUUGGGCCAAUGGGGAGCCCUCCUACAUCAUUCCACAUGAAUACACGGCGCAAACCGUCCCUGAGAACUGCACGGUGGCACGCAAAUGGCGAAAGAUGGCAGAUGGAACGACG